GACCGACACGGCUACGGCAUCGAAAGACUCUUCCAUGAAAGCUCAUUUGCACAUGUUGUUUAAGAAGAAGAUUUUUCAUUAUGGCUACAUCAACACAGACACCUUCAUCUUCACGAAAGAAGAAAUGAUUGAGUUGCUGCAUAUCCUAAAGCGACUCACGAGUUACUUGGAAGACCGGAAGACCCCUCAGCGCCCUAUCUACACUAUAAUGGCGUCGACAUGGAGUCCAUUCUACGACGAAAUCUCGGCUUCGAGUGUGACAGAAGCGUUCAGGACCGUGCUUAUGCCGGACCUGUUCAUCUCGAAAGUGCACCUGUCCGACAAGGAUAGCAUUUUUGACGACUGCAGGAUUUUGCCAGCGAAUAUACUGAAACAACCACCGAAUAUUAAGGGCAAGAAUAUUUACUUCUUUAACUUGUUCACUGCACUGAAGCACGCCAGCGACCUGGACAAGUUGCGGAACGAGGGCGUGAAGACGGCGGCGCUGUCCGUUUCCGUGGGUCUCUAUGGCCGCUGGUACUACGUCGGCACUGAAGCACAGAUGGCGCUGCAGAACUACGCCGCUGGUGACCCCUGUUACCAUCAGAAGAUGGACCACCAGUGCGCUAGCAUCGCCAAGGUUUGCAAGGACCCAAAGUACGGGGAUGUCCACAAGAGCGAAAUAUGGAACUGCAGUUACGUCGUGGACAAGAAGAAGUUCAAGACCUUUGUCUACGACACACCCGAGACACUACAGUACAAGCUCUGCCUUAGCCGAAAGAACGCAACCACACUGAAGUACGGACUCACGGCGGUGGGACUCGAGUUUUCGGAUGCCGCCGACCACUGUGGAAUGGGAAAGUUUCCAAUGCUGACCACAGUGAAGAAGACACUCGAGUUCUUCGCGGAAAAGUACAAGUCCCCGGACGCCUAUAAGGACUGUCUGUCAGCAUAGCCCUCUGCUAUUAUUGG
Messenger RNA from Dermacentor andersoni, 951 nucleotides. RefSeq lists its product as uncharacterized. The record is from RefSeq and is a predicted model, not a curated record. Lineage: Eukaryota; Metazoa; Arthropoda; Arachnida; Ixodida; Ixodidae.